AUGCCUCUUCACCUUCUUGGUAAGAAGUCAUGGAACGUCUACAAUCCCGAAAACAUAGCCCGCGUCCGGCGCGAUGAAGCCCAAGCUCAAGCACAGGAGGAGGAGGAGGAGCGUCGCAUGCAAGAAGAUGAUGCUCAGCGGCGGAUUGCAAUCCUUCGCGGCGAAGAACCACCUUCUCCUCCGCCACGAGUGUCUGAUCCGUCGUUAUCGCAACAUGACAGAAAAGCUCACGCCGAUCCAGCACGAAGCUACAGAAAACGAAGGCGCCUAGCAGGUGAAAACGAUACAGAUCGAGAUAUCAGGUUUGCGCAAGAAGAUGCAGAAUUCGCGCGGGCAAAGCGAGAGGAAUUAGUACGCGCCCACAAGAACAAAAGCGACGCGCCACUUCACGACAUAAAUGGACAUAUAAACUUGUUCCCCGACGAGGAUGGCCGCAAGCGCACAGAAAAGAAUGCCGAAGCAGAGAAAGAGGCGGCCGACAAACAACGGAGAUAUGAGGACCAGUAUACGAUGCGGUUCUCGAAUGCAGCUGGUUUCCGACAGAACAUUGGCCAGAACCCUUGGUAUUCAUCUUCUCAAAGUAAUAGUGCGGCGCAAGCAGCAGCACCAAGUAAGGACGUUUGGGGUAACGAGGACCCUAUGCGAAGAGAAAGAGAGAAAGCGCGAAUGGACUCUAACGAUCCUCUUCUCGCCAUGAAGAAGGGAGUCCGUCAGCUUAGGUCUGUUGAAACAGAACGAAAGAAAUGGAACGAGGAGAGGAGUCGAGAACUUGAUGCGUUGAAAACCGUUGACGAGGCCCGGUCGCGUCGCCGUAGAAGACGCUCGCUUUCGGAAGAUAGUCUUGAAAAUUUCAAGCUCGACGAAUAUUCGGAUAAGCACCGGAAUGAUAAGGAACGAAGGUCACACAAAAGUCAUCGGCAUGGCCGCGAUAAAACGUCCAGUCGCUCACACAGACACCACUCCGUUUCAAGGCCUCGCUCCCAUUCUCAUCGCCACCAUUGCGAGUCAUCACAGGCGCGAUAG
This is a messenger RNA of Aspergillus calidoustus, 1023 nucleotides long. The record is from the annotation of a GenBank genome assembly. Lineage: Eukaryota; Fungi; Ascomycota; Eurotiomycetes; Eurotiales; Aspergillaceae.